Molecule: messenger RNA, 2941 nt
Organism: Suricata suricatta (meerkat)
Lineage: Eukaryota; Metazoa; Chordata; Mammalia; Carnivora; Herpestidae
Gene: CES1
Product: carboxylesterase 1
Biological process (GO): lipid catabolic process
Cellular component (GO): endoplasmic reticulum; lipid droplet
Molecular function (GO): carboxylic ester hydrolase activity
Source: RefSeq, a predicted model, not a curated record
CCAGAACUUGGAGUGGCUGGUCUCCUAUCAACACACUCUCAAGGUGCAUUACCCCAGACUGGAAGUGUCCGAAGACUGCCUGUACCUUAACAUCUACGCACUAGCCCAUGUGGACAACGGCUCCCUGUCAUGGUGUGGCUGCCCGGGGGCAUCUUCGAGACUGGCUCAGCCUCCCUUUUCCACGGGUCGCCCUGGCUGCCUAUGAGGACGUGCUGAUUGUGACUACCCAGUACCGGCUAGGAAUAUUUGGUUUUUUCAGCACAGGGGAAGAGCACGCCCGCGGGAACUGGGCCUUCAUGGACCAGAUGGCCGCCCUCACCUGGGUCCAGGAGAACAUCAAGUUCUUCGGUGGGGACCCACGCUCUGUGACCAUCUUCAGAGAGUCCUCGGGAGCCGUGAGCAUUUCCAGCCUUAUUCUGUCCCCCAGGGCCAAUGGCUUAUUCCACAAAGCAAUCAUGGAGAGCAGGGUGGCCAUCGUCCCUGUCCAGAAACUCCCUGAUGAUGAGAGGGAUGAGAAUUUGCAGGUGCUUGCAAACGAUUGUGGUUGCAACGCAUCAAACUCCGCUGCGCUGCUGAGGUGCCUGAGGGCAAGAUCCGCCAAGGAGUUGUUGGGCAUCAGCCAGAAAAUCAACACUUUCACUCUAGUGGUUGAUGGUUUUUUCUUUCCUGAUGAGCCUCUAGACCUAUUGAUUCAAAAAAAAUUUAAUUGUUCUAUCAUCGGAGUCGAUAACCACGAGUGCGGCUUCCUGCUGCCCAGGAUGGAGUCUCCUGAGAUCCCCGGGGGCUUCAACAGGUCUCUGACCCUGCACUUGAUACACCAGGUCCUGCACAUCCCCACCCAGUAUGUGCACCUUGUGGCUGAUCAAUAUUUCUACAAGCAUUCCCCAACUGAGAUACGAGAUAGUUUUCUGGACUUGCUUGGAGAUGUGCUCUUUGUGGUCCUUGGGGUGCUCACAGCUCGGUAUCACAGAGAUGCUGGUGCACCUGUCUACUUCUAUGAGUUUCAACACUGGCCCCAGUGCUUAAAUGACACAAGGCCAGCUUUCAUGAAAGCCGAUCACUCUGAUGAAAUCCGCUUCGUCUUUGGAGGUGCUUUCCUGAAAGGCGACAUUGUCAUGUUUGGGCACCCGGCCUCAUCUCCCGUGGCGGACACCGCGCAAGGCAAAGUCCUGGGCAAGUACAUCAGCGUGGAGGGGUCUGCGCAGCCCCUGGCCGUCUUCCUGGGAGUCCCUUUUGCCAAGCCUCCUCUUGGAUCCCUGAGGUUUGCUCCACCAGAGCCUGCAGAGCCAUGGAACUUCGUGAAGAACACCACCUCCUACCCUCCUAUGUGCUCCCAGGACCCUGUGGGAGGGCAGGUGCUCUCUGAACUCUUCACCAACAGAAAGGAAAACAUUCCUCUCAAGUUUUCCGAAGACUGCCUGUACCUGAAUAUUUACACUCCUGCUGACUUGAGGAAGAAAAGCAGGCUGCCGGUGAUGGUGUGGAUCCACGGAGGGGGUCUGAUACUGGGCGGGGCAUCAACCUAUAGUGGACAGGUCCUCUCUGCCCAUGAAAACGUGGUGGUGGUGACCAUUCAGUACCGCCUGGGCAUCUGGGGAUUCUUCAGCACAGGGGACGAACACGGCCGGGGAAACUGGGGUCUCUUGGACCAGGUGGCCGCGCUUCGCUGGGUCCAGGAGAACAUUGCCAACUUUGGAGGGGACCCAGGUUCCGUGACCAUCUUUGGAGAGUCAGCAGGAGGUGUAAGCGUCUCUGUUCUUGUGGUAUCUCCGCUGGCCAAGAACCUCUUCCACAGGGCCAUCUCGGAGAGUGGUGUGGCCCUCUUGUCUAUCCUGGUCAAGAAAGACAUGAAGGAUGCAGCUCAGCAAAUAGCCGUCUUUGGCGGGUGUAAGAGCACCAGCUCAGCUGUCAUGGUUCACUGCCUCCGCCAGAAGACGGAAGAGGAGCUCCUGGAGAUAUCACUGAAGAUGAAAUUUUUCACUAUUGAUUUAUACGGAGACCCCAGAGAGAGCCAUCCCUUCCUGCCCAUCAUGGUGGAUGGAGUGGUGCUACCAAAGACGCCCGAAGAGAUUCUGGCUGAAAAGAAAUUCAGCUCUGUUCCCUUUAUCAUCGGAAUCAACAAGCAAGAGUUUGGCUGGAUUCUUCCAAUGUUCAUGGGUUACCCGCUCUCUGAAGGCAAGCUGGACCAGAAGACGGCCAUGUCACUCUUGUGGAAGUCUUACCCCGUUGUUGGCAUCCCUGAGGACUUGAUUCCACUGGCCAUUGAGAAGUAUUUGGGAGGCACCGAUGACCCAGUCAAAAAGAAAGACCUGUUCUUGAACAUGAUGGGAGAUUUGCUGUUUGGUGUCCCAGCUGUGACUGUGGCUCGAUACCACAGAGACGGCGGAGCCCCCACCUACAUGUAUGAGUUCCAGUAUCAUCCAAGCUUCUCGCUGGACUCGAAGCCCAAGACGGUGGCCGGGGACCACGGGGAUGAGCUCUUCUCCGUCUUCGGGAUGCCAUUUUUAAAAGAAGGUGCCUCAGAAGAGGAGAUCGGACUCAGCAAGAUGGUGAUGAAAUUUUGGGCCAACUUUGCUCGGACUGGGAACCCCAAUGGGGAAGGGCUGCCCUCUUGGCCCGCAUAUGACCAGAAGGAAGUGUACCUGCAGAUUGGAGCCACCACUCAGCCAGCCCAGAAGCUGAAAGACAAGGAAGUGGCUUUCUGGACCGAGCUCCUGGCCAAGGGGGUAGCAAAAAUGCCACCACACACAGAGCACUUUGAACUGUGAAUGGGUGGCCCGGCUGGACGUGGAGCCCAGUCUGGGGUAUUCUAUAGAAGGUGUUUAUGAGCCAAAGAGGGAUCUUAUUGGAGGAGGCUGGGAAUGUGUCUGGAGGGGGAGGGCAGAGGCCAGGAAGGGGCUGUUGUGGCCAAUUUUGGGAAUAAAUGUUCUCUUGGAGACCA